Molecule: messenger RNA, 3464 nt
Organism: Crotalus tigris (Tiger rattlesnake)
Lineage: Eukaryota; Metazoa; Chordata; Lepidosauria; Squamata; Viperidae
Gene: HIBADH
Product: 3-hydroxyisobutyrate dehydrogenase
Exons: 8
Coding region: 92-1084 (330 amino acids)
Biological process (GO): L-valine catabolic process
Cellular component (GO): mitochondrion
Molecular function (GO): 3-hydroxyisobutyrate dehydrogenase activity; NADP binding; NAD binding
Source: RefSeq, a predicted model, not a curated record
UGCUCCGCCACAGCCAGUGGAGCCAAGCGAAGCGAGUGGAGAAGGUGGUGGCGUCUUACUAGAGGUCGCGGAACGGAGGCGGGCAAGCAGCAUGGCAGCAGCCUUAAUUCUCCGAGCCUCCGUUAGUUUGAUGCACAGGCAUGGGAAAGUCUGUGCAGACUGGCUUGCUCGGGUGUCUUAUAGGGCAAUGGCUUCCAAAACUCCAGUUGGAUUUAUUGGUUUGGGAAACAUGGGAAAUCCAAUGGCAAAAAAUCUUGUGAAACAUGGUUACCCCAUUAUCGCAUGUGAUAUAUUUCCAGAAGCAUGUAAGGAAUUUCAAGAGCUGGGUACUCAGGUGACUGAUUCUCCAGCAGAUGUAGCAGAUAAAGCAGAUAGGAUUAUUACAAUGCUUCCAUCAAAUCCUAAUGCAAUAGAAGUUUACAUAGGUACCAAUGGAAUUCUCAAGAAAGUGAAGAAAGGUUCUUUAUUAAUAGAUUCCAGUACUAUUGAUCCCGAAGUUUCAAAAGAGCUAGCCAAAGAAGCUGAAAAAAUGGGAGCUGUUUUUAUGGAUGCCCCUGUUUCUGGUGGUGUUGGAGCUGCUCGUGCAGGAAAUCUUACCUUCAUGGUCGGGGGAGUAGAGCAGGAAUUUGAUGCUGCAAAAGAGCUGCUCACAUGUAUGGGUUCCAAUGUGGUCUAUUGUGGAGAAGUUGGAACUGGACAGGCUGCAAAAAUCUGCAAUAAUAUGCUGUUAGGCAUCAGUAUGAUUGGAACUGCUGAGACCAUGAAUCUUGGAAUCAGGUUAGGGCUUGACCCAAAGCUUCUGGCCAAAGUCUUAAAUAUGAGUUCAGGCCGUUGUUGGUCAAGUGAUACAUACAACCCGGUGCCAGGAGUAAUGGAAGGGGUACCAUCUAAUAAUAAUUAUCAAGGAGGCUUUGGAACAACACUUAUGGCGAAGGAUCUUGGCUUGGCUCAGAUUUCUGCCACCAACACCAAGUCUCCAGUUCCACUUGGAUCCCUAGCCCAUCAGAUUUACAGGAUCAUGUGUGCCAAGGGCUAUGCCCAAAAAGACUUCUCAUCUGUACUCCAGUUUUUACGGGAAGAAUAAAACUGGUGAAACCUUUAUUGACUUUUAACUAGAGACAUUCUUUAAAAAAAACAUGUAUUUAGAACCUCUUUCAGAUUAAUCAAUAAAUACAUGAGUUUAAUCAAAGAUCAUGAAUCAUGAUCUCACCCACUUCUGUAUUCUAAAGUCACAGCUAACUCCAAGAUUUCCUAUCAUUUCAAAUACUGUGGAAAUUUUUUUUAAUAAUUUAUAUAUAACUUACUUUAUUAUUAAAAAAUGCAGUAAUGGGGUUUAAAGAAAACCCAGUAUAUUUGUAUUUACAUACAUACUUUGAAACAAUCCUUUUCCAAACUCGUAUCUCCAGAUGGGAUGGAUUUUUAGUUGCAUUGCAAAAUGGACAGGAGCUACUAGAUUGGAAAAAGUUUUUCUGAACUGUACAAGUAUAACGGAUUAAAGAGACUGAUCCUGAACUUCCUUAGUAAUAUUUCAAUUUGAUUUUAAAAACAAAAUUAUAAUGAAGAAUUAAUGAUAAAAAUUAUAUUAAUUAAUGGUUUGCAAUUUAUUUGAAAUCUGGUGCUUAUGGGUUUAGAAAGUCAUAAUAAAAAUAACUGCUGCAUGUUUAACAUUUUUUCUUCACUAGCUUAAUUUUAUACAUUUUUAAUUUUCACAUCUUUUCAAAAGAUUCAUGCCUGCUUUCUUUACUGACAUGCUGAUAUCUUGUAUUGUUAUAAAUCUAAAUAACUACUUUGGAAUCUAAAGUAAUGAUCAGAAGAAAAGAUACAUGGUUUACUGUGAGUGGGUAUUUUCUUGCUUUAUUAUGAUCAGAUUCUAUGCAUACUCAUACCAAUAAAAAUGCAUUUGAAAAAUACAUAGAGAAUUAAAGAACUGUCUUGCAUAAACAAGAGGACAUCGCGUAAAGGUCUGUAGAUUGGUGUGCUCAUUAAAAUUUCUAUUCUUGUUAAAAAUACAGUCUACAACUAUUAAAAUGGAUAACCACAAUACAGAAUAUAUUUAAGACUAUUAAUCACCUGGUAUCAUAAACAGAGCAUGCGACCAGUUUUCUUUAUUUUUACGGAAAUUCUUGAAACUCUGCAUGAAGAGAAAUAAUAAACAUUAAUCAGAAUUGCCUGAUCACCAUAGCUUUUAACAGGGCAGUUGAUCAACCUACAAAUUAUGGACUCUCCUAUAAAAAGUGUAAUGAAUUAUCGACAUAAUCGGAUCACUUUGGAACAUGUUCAUCUUUUUUGUUACUGUCACCAUGAUCUAUUCAGAACUGAAGAAAUAGAAAAUUUAUAUAAUCCUUUUUAUAAUUAGCUAUAAUUAUAUAAGUGAUUUCAGAUCACUCUUGUGAGGUUUUAAGUGUGAGCAAAAUGAACAAUAUGGCAGCAGAAAAAUUGCUGAGUCAAAAAGACUGAAGAAAGUUCUCUGCUGAUUCUGUAGAGCUGACAGAUGAUAGGACAGAUGUGAUAACAAUAGCACAUAAACACAUGGAGAAUUCUGGAAAGUAAGCAAUCAAAGUGUUCCAACUAAGAAUGCUGGAAAUGUGAAAUGGGUGAAGCUUCCUCUUUCAUUUCGAUAGACAAGGCUAUUAAGGGAGGAAGAUCAGCCUGUUAAGUAAAGGUACAUAGGACAGGGGUAGAAGACUUCUUUUUCAUGGAGUGGUUUUCUUACUCUAUUGGGAGGGCUGGAUUUUGUUUCCCAAGCACUACAUGGGUUUUUUCUGUUUUAUUUUGUUUUAUGAUUAGCUAUUCUAUACUAUCAGCUAUGAAUGUCAAGUAAAUUUAAGUGCUUUAUUUUCUACAGUGGUAUCAUAAAAAAAAACCCUGCAAAUCCCAUAGUAGAUUAAGAGUCUGUCUUCUUACAGUCAACAUUUUCCAACUCUUCAAGAGUUUGAAAAAAUUUCCAAAGUCAUUUUAGUGGAGUAGGGACUGAAAAAAUGAGCAAGGAAAAUUCUUGUCAAACAAACCAAAAUUUAAUACUGAUAUAGUAUUACUGUUUCAUUAAAAAGAAUGGCUAUGCAGCCUUGUUGGCAUAAUUGCAGUUAAUUACAUAGGGUAGAGUUUGCUGCUAAACAUUUUAACACAAAAAAGUGUAGUCAUAUGCAUGUCCACUCAUAAGUAAAUUGAGAGGUUUAUUCCCCUAAAAUUCCUUUGAGUUCUGUUCCAUGUUUCCAUCCCAGGUCAAUACAUACACAAUUGCACGAUUUAGUAACUGAAACAUCCGUUUUGUGGCAAUAGGUUUACUGAAAUAACAAAAACUGAAAAUACCCAUAUAUUAGUCUUGAUAUGUGAACACUCAGAAAAUAGAUCAUUACUGUAAUAGACUUAUCACACGUGUGUCUAUUCCUGUGUCUGCAUUUUACACUUUAUCAUAAAUUGUAUCAUAACAGAAGCACAUGAUUUAUUAAAUAUAUAAAAAGAUA